ACCCACCAAAAGCGUCACAGAGCCAUUGCACCCCAGACGCGGCAGGCUCACCAGACACGAUGCAACCCACACGCUCCCGCAUGGGCCCGCCCAAAUAUGCGCCGCACCCAAACCACCCCAUCCACAUCCACCCGGUCAGGCCGCUAUACCGAUUCAUGGCAACGGGUCUCGGCGCGUCAAUGUGGUUCUUCUUGAUGUACCGCGCGAAGAAGGACGGCCCCGCGCUUUUGGGCUGGAAGCACCCAUGGGACCAUUGAACAAUGAAUGCAGGAGCAUUAGGCGUGUAGAGAGAGCUUAGAAGAUAUGAACACGAGGCAUGCUCAAUCGCACAGAUAACGGAGUGCUGGAGAUAGAUACCACGCCCAGUGGCUGCAAUGUCCCGUGUGGACAGCGCCAGGAAGUUCGGAUCAAUGCAAAAUAGAGCAAUCGCGUCAGAUGCAGUUUUUUA
This is a messenger RNA of Bipolaris maydis ATCC 48331, 448 nucleotides long. RefSeq lists its product as uncharacterized. The record is from RefSeq and is a predicted model, not a curated record. Lineage: Eukaryota; Fungi; Ascomycota; Dothideomycetes; Pleosporales; Pleosporaceae. Gene Ontology annotation, cellular component: mitochondrial inner membrane.